Messenger RNA from Solenopsis invicta (red fire ant), 4881 nucleotides. Its product is annotated as E3 SUMO-protein ligase ZBED1. NCBI's taxonomy places the organism in Eukaryota, Metazoa, Arthropoda, Insecta, Hymenoptera, Formicidae. Gene Ontology annotation, molecular function: DNA binding; protein dimerization activity. The transcript is spliced from 4 exons. The record is from RefSeq and is a predicted model, not a curated record. Bases 605 to 2791 code for a protein of 728 amino acids.
UCGAGUGUCACGCAAACGACAAAACGCCUGCAAACGCUGCGCGCCGUAUACGUACGGGGCGAGCGGCGACUGCGACGAGUCGUAUCGGUCGUAUCCGUCCGCCAUUACGGUUGACUCGAAUCGAUCAGGCGAGGUCUAUAGAUAGCGAUACUCCUCGCGUAGCUGAAUGCACGAAAGUCGAUAUCGCAUCGUCGCGGGUAAGUCGAUUGCUGAUCGCUUAGCUGCCAUCGCUGCCUUUCGACGCGAGGAAUUGAAUUGAACUUCGAUUAGCGCGAAACGGCACGUUGACGGUGAAGUACGAGGGGAGGAAAAUAGAUUCGCGGUAAAAUUGGAGAUUCAUCGACUCGCGCUGCGUCGCCAGCGGGGCGACCAGGGGCGACCAGGGGCGACCGAGUGCGAUGCGAUGCGUCCUCUCGUUGCUCUCGUAGCCCCGAGUGCGCUCGCAUCGAGCCUCGCGAGUUCGUUCCCGUCGUCCUGAGCUCCCUCGCAACCGCGGACGCGACACCGCUGAGAGUAAACUUGCGAACUUGCGUAACUUGGACACUUGGACACAUAUACAUGCGGACACCGGCGAUUGUGCGCCUAUCGGCUCCGAGCGAACGCUAUGGAAAGUAACAUGCAGACGCUACCGAACGGCCCGGCGGCGAAGCCGGGUACGUCCGACGACAAGAACGAGAUACAAAUGGUACUGGCGAAAAUGAUGGAGGAGAAGCAUACGUAUACGUAUAAGAAACUAGUGGUACCACCGUCGAUGCGGAGUAUUUACUGGAAGUUCUUUGGCUUUCCAGCCACCGAUGAAGGCGACAUACUCACCAAGGUGAAGAUCGUCUGCAUACUGUGCAAGACGCAGAUAGCCUACAACCGCAACACCAGCAAUCUUCGCAUGCACCUGCAGAACAAGCAUGCCCACGAGCUGAUGGAGCUCGAAUCGUCCAACCUGCCGUCGCCGAGGCAGGUGUUGCCGCAGGACAGUAAGGAGCGAAAGAUACAGAGGAAGCUGCUCAAGGCGGGCCUCAGCCCUACCAAAUAUAUCUACACUACUAAUGCGGACGGUACCGUUCAGAUAGACGGUGACAUACAGUUUGUUACAGAUCCUAACAUUAGUCUGUCUAAUAUGGAGGAUGACAUUGCCAUUGGCCAGCCGUUGAGGGUGAUGAUCAAAGGUGGAUCUGGUAUCAAUGGUAAUAGCCAGAACGUGGCAUUCCUCAUGUCAGAGGAUAAUAUGACGAAUCAAUCGGUCGACGUGAAAACUGUCUCGGACGCGAUAGCCGAGUUUAUAAUAAUGGAUCUGCAGUUGCCAGAGAUCGUGGAGGGACGGGGCUUUCAGAGACUAGUCGCGACCCUACGCUCGCCCUGCGAGAUUCCUAGCAAGAACAAACUGGAGGAGGAGAUAAUACCGAGGAUAUACGAUAAUUUUCGAGAGUCUGUGGCUACCUCCCUGUCCUGCGUCGCCUCGGAAUUGGCGCUGACGAUCGAGGAAUGGCAGUCCAAUAACGACGAGAGCUUUGUCACUGUGUCGGUUUAUUAUCAAAGUAACGCAGAGGCUACUUUAGAAUGUAAGAUUUUAAGCACUCUUCAUGCCCCACUGGAUUGGGAGGAGGCUCAGUGGGGAACCAUUAUAGACUCUUUGUUACUCGACUGGGAUCUUAAAGUGGACAGAAUAACGGCGGCGGUUGUUAGCACUUCUAGAACAGAAUUAAUUGUGGCACUGACUAAUCGUGGUUUGACCGUAGUACCGUGUUUGCUCUACACUCUACAAGUGUGCGCACAGAAUUGUUUUGAGAAUCCUAUAGUAUCACAGACAUUAGCCAAAUGCAGGUCGCUCAUUGGAGCUAUCAUAAGCCAUCCAGCCGCCCUUGCAUCAUUGACUAUGCAAGAACAAUUGUCAGAGUUGGAGGAAAAUACUAUAUUGCUGGAUUAUCCCGCUGUAUGGAUAUCGACAUAUACGAUGCUGGAACAAAUGCUCGCGCGUCGUAACAUGAUUACAUCCAUAUUGGAAAGCAUCGAUGGGAUAGAUCAAGAUAUGUUUGAAAUUACCAAUGAACAGUGGAAAAUUAUGGAAGAUAUCGUGAAUGUUCUUGAGCCAUUCAAAGUUACCAUCAUGACGUUGAGCGAGGAGAAAAUGCCUCUGAUAUCCCUAUUGAAACCGUUACUUUGGCAACUUGUGUCUUCACAUCUUAAAGUGAAGGAAUUGGACAGUGACAAUGCCAAGUCUUUUAAGGAGGCCUUGUCGGACAUGUUGUGCGAUCGAUACGCAGAUUAUAAUGUUACUUUACUUCUACAAAUUGCAACUACUUUGGAUCCUAGAUUCAAAACAAUGCCAUAUGUUACUGAGGAAGAGAAAAACGUAGUUAGUGCUCCUAUAAAGGAAAUGCUGACGAAAUUGAUUCAGGAAGAAACUGGGGACGUCUCUGUAAAGAGUGAAGAUGAGGCAGUACCAAGUAAAAAAACUAAAGUCUCAGGUAUGGAGUUUUUACUUGGUAGUCUGUGCACUACAAAGGUUGGCAUGCCCGCGGAGGAAAAAGCAGAUCUCGAGAUUGUGCAGUAUCAAUCGGAACCCUCGGCACCUCUCCAUCAUUGCCCCCUGCAAUGGUGGUCAAAAGUGUCCGCGAAAUGCCCGAAUCUGGCGAAGUUGGUGAGCAGGUAUCAUUGUGUGCCCGCUUGUUGUGCACCACCUUCCCGUAUCCCGCCGGACAUACAAAUUCAAUACGAUACAAAACGAGCGACUUUGCCUCCUCAUCUAAUUGACAAAUUACUUUUUUUGCAUGGUAAUCAUACUAUGCAAGUGUGAAAGGAGUUUUUAAAUUUUCGAGACGUUGCCUGAAAAAUACUUCGCUGGUGUAUAGAGUAAUUUUACAAAAAUAAUUUUAUUGAGCUUACUUGCAAUAAUUAAAAAUGCAGAGUAAUACGUACGCAAGUAAACUCCCUAUAUAUCUUCCUCAUUGAUUCUACAUACAAUGUACGUAUUACGUAUUUAAAGUACAGAAAACAUCAAUUUUGUUUUUAUUUUAUUGAAUGUGUGUGCAAUAUUCCUAAGAUUUGAUCUAUUGUUACCAAGCAAUGUGAGGAAUAUUAAUAUAUAAGGUUUUCCAUAUCAAUGCGUAAUUUAAUUUAUAAUAAAAAGAUGCAGAUAAAAUUUUUCGGUAAACCUUUACAAAAGGGGAGUAGCCUCUGACGACCUUGACCUUGACAUAUAUUAUAGAAGCAAGGAUACUGAACAACUUUUCCUUAUAAAUUAAUCGGAAAAUUUAAAAAAAUUAUUUUAAAACAGUUUCUACUAUAACGACAAAAGUAUUACAACUAGGUGAAAUAUGUAUAUAACCUUUUUUAUUACGAGCUUCAUUUUUUGUUUGACGUAUUUUUUUGUAAAAUGAAUAUUUUUUAAAAUAAUUAAAAAAAACUGUUUUUUUCUUUCACCAAGUAUAUCUCGAAAACUGCACGCCGAUUAAUUUAUAAGGAAAAGUUGUUCAGCAUCCUCUUCUUGAUAACAUAUAUCAAGGUCAAGAUCAUCAGAAGCUGCUCACCUUUUGUAAAGGUUUACCGAUUUUUCAUAUUUUUUAUAUGGAGAGGAAAUAUGUAAAUUGUUUUUAUAUAAGAACUAGGAUUUCUUAAAAAAUAAAUAUAUAGAAUUUAUUCUAACAUUUUGCACAAUAAAAAAAUAUUCAGAUUGUCUCGAAACUCUCCUUUCAAUGAAAGCAUAAUCACUAUAUUUAAUAAAACUCAGAUUCAUAAAAAAUAAAUGCUAAGAUUGGGCGUUUGCAUGGCCAUUUCUGAGACUCGUUGAAGUUUUUUUUAUUUUACUUAUAUUUAUAUGGUUUUCUGUUUAAAAUGUAUAAACAGCUGUAUUUGCUACAUUCUUAAAAAUAUUUAUUCUCAAAAAAAAAUUCAGUACAUGAUCAGAAUUAUUUUUUGUUACAUUGAAAAACAAGAAAAAUGAAAUAAGUUUGUAAUAUAAAUUUAUACUCUUAUGAUUUGUAUGUAAAGACGCUGUAUGCGAUAAUUGAAUCAAUUUUAUGAUUUGUGUUAAUAUAAAUAUAACAUUGACACACAUAAAAAUGAGAAAAGUUUCAUUGUAACAAACUUAAAUGCUUCAUUUUAUCUGUCUUCUAGUUUGAUCAUUGUCUUGAAUUUAUUAUUAAUAAUUUAAUAUAAAAUUACAAAGUGUGACAUGAGUGUGUUGUGAUUCGAACUUUGUAUAGAGUUAUUAUAUGAUUGUAUGGAUGAAUAUAUAAAAAUAUCACAAAAGUAAUCAAAGUAGCACAAAGAAUAAUCUAAGAUUAUGACAUAAUAAAGAUGUGUGCAUUGGCACAAUCAUUUUUUAGUAACGUCUAAAAUUACAUCCUUUUCUUGAUCUCAAAGAUAAAUACAUAUGUAUAUGUAUAAAAGAUACUUUGUAAUAAAGUUUUUUACGCAAUGUAUAUAAAUUGUACAAUAUUUGUAUAGUGUAUGAAUUUAGAAAUUAAUACAUUCAAAUAUAUGGAUGUAUAUUAAUCUCGUCGCUUCGUCUGCGUAAUGUAAUCAUACAAGUUUGUACAUAUGCAACGAUAUUGUAUAAGUAGUUUAAGAUACUUCAUAAGUUUGAAAUACACAUAUAUUCUUACGUAUAUAUUUUAUCAAAGUUACAAUUAUCCUUUAUGAGUGUAUUGAAUUUUAUUUGCAAGUAGUUAUGGAAUACUUAGCUGCUUCUGUACCCAUGCUGAACCUUUGUAAAAUCUCGGAUCACCGAUCCUCAGAGAGGCUCUUUUGUAAAAGUAAUAAUAUAACACUGCAACUUUAUAAAAACUUUGGAUUAUUAUCAUACGCUUGUAAACGAGACGACGUUUCAAGUUUUCUUAUGUACCUGUUCUAUGUGCGGAAUAAAGAGUGUGAAAUUCUUUUGUC